AUUAUUUACGUGGCAAGAAAUCCAAGAGACGUGGUGGUUUCGAGAUAUAACUUACAUAAGAUCUUAACACAUCUGGAUUUCCAGGGAACUUUCGAACAGUUCUGUAAUAAUUUUAUGAAUAAUCACAUACAAUGGACCCCAUAUUGGGAACAUGUGAAGGAUGCUUGGGCGAUGAGACAUAGAACAAAUAUGAUGUUCCUCUUUUAUGAAGAUUUGAUAAAGGAUUUAUCUGGCAACGUAAGAAAAAUCGCUGCAUUCUUCAAUAAGACUUACAGCGAUGAACAGAUCGCCAAGUUAGUGGAGCAUUUGAAAAUAGAGAAUUUUCGCAAAAAUCCUAUGGUAAAUAAGCCGACUUUAGACAAUCGGAAUUUAGUACAACCGGAAAAGUUUAUACGACAAGGAAUAACAGGCGGUUCAAAAAAAAUGUUUACGCCGGAAAUCGAAGAGAGAUUUAGCAAAUGGAUCACUGACAAUUUAAAGGAUACGGAUUUGGCAUUUCCAAGUUAGAUUUGUUACACGAUAUAAGCAAUUGCAAUUUAUAAAGAAUGCGGAUUUAGCUUUACCAAGUUAGAUUUAUUACAUGAUCGAUUUAUAUAAGUAAUUGCAAUUUUUAUAAUUUCAAUUCAAUUUUAAAUAAUGGUAACUAAUACAUAAUUUAAAACAAAAAUUAUAAAGCUGAUUUUUACGUUUUUAUUUAAUCGAAAGAGUCGGUUGUUAAAUUUGUCAUUUUGAAUAUUGUUCUUCACGUUUUUACUUUUUUAGUUCAGCUGUUUUUGUAGAACCUUGGCGUUGUUUCUGUCAUAAUUUCUUUACAGAAGAUACAAGCAGUGUCUUUGCUCAAUAUCGCGAUAUAAUAUGAAGAAUUUUAAAAAAGCUGUCAUCUCUUGCAUAUUAAUAAUGCGCCCCCUCCCCCCUCACACACACACACACACACACA
This is a messenger RNA of Wasmannia auropunctata (little fire ant), 937 nucleotides long. Its product is annotated as sulfotransferase 1C2-like. Gene Ontology annotation, molecular function: sulfotransferase activity. The annotation marks the transcript as partial. The transcript is spliced from 3 exons. Gene Ontology annotation, cellular component: cytoplasm. Lineage: Eukaryota; Metazoa; Arthropoda; Insecta; Hymenoptera; Formicidae. Gene Ontology annotation, biological process: sulfation. The record is from RefSeq and is a predicted model, not a curated record.